CUUUGUUCCGGAUUAUUCUAUAUAUAUAGCGCACUGAGAGGCACUGUCUCCUUCAGGACUGACAAACAAGCUGUCUAUCCCCCGCGACAUCAGGGACAAUGUUUCCAGCUUCACUGGUGCUCAUUGGUAUUGUGGGUUUGGCUCGUACAGCUACCGUGCAGAUAGAUACAACGACAAAUGAUGCAACGACGGCAGAGAGCCCCGGAAUAUCUUCGACGGUGGCUGUGACGUCCGUCAUGGUCGGCGACCCAAACUGCAAGGACAACAUGACUACAUGCAGCAGCUACGAGCACGCGUCUUGUACUGGGCCCUACGAGGACUGGGCGAGGGUCCACUGUGCCGCAUCCUGUGGUUUCUGCAUACCCAUCACCUCGCCGUUUGACUGUGUAGACAAGAACCCCCUCUGUGUCAGCAUGAACUCCGAUCUUUGCACCAACCCCCUAUAUACAGGAUUCGUCAGAAACAACUGCCUCAAGUUUUGCAACUGGUGCCCAGGUGGUGUUACAACAACAAGGAUUCCAAAAAUAGGUUGCUAUGACGACUUUGAAAGGUGCGAUCAGUUCGGAAUAAGCACGUGUUUGAAGUACCCCGACUGGUCCAACAUCUACUGUCAGAAGUACUGCGGGUUCUGCACGUCAAACACAACAGAAGGUACAACCGUGGCGACGACCACGACAGCUGCUCCAACUCCGUCACACGCCCCAGGUGACUGUUACGACCGGCUCGACUGCGGCAAGUACAACAUCCACACUAGCUGCUGUGGCUCGUAUGAGACGUGGGCUCGCUGGAACUGUGCCGCCAGAUGCAAGUUUUGUAAGGUGAAGGACACCCCUCCACGUGUGUGCAAGGACACCAGCCCUAUCUGUGACCAAUACAAUUCGGAUCUCUGCACCAACCCCCUCUACAACCACUUCGCCGUCACCGAGUGUGCUGGUUUCUGUAACGUCUGCAAAGUGCCAGAGUACUCCCCACCCUGCGCAGUUGACGCAAACGCCACUACACCUUCGGCCCCUGUGAGCGUAUCUGUGCCCAUGGAAAAAGGUUGUGUGCAGGACGGAGUGCAUCAUCGCGAGGGCGACUCGUGGGACUCGCUGGACUGUUUGGACACCUACACGUGUGUGAACGCUGCAUCAAAUAACAUCUCUACACGCCCAUUAGAGUGUGUCAAAACAGUUCCUAAACACUGCUUCUUCGUGGUGAAGAUUGGAGCAUGCUGUCCACUUAUCAGAUGCGAGUACCCCAAUGUCAUCCAUGGGGAGAGAACACAAGAGCAUGGAAACCUCAUUGGUUGAUAUUCAAAUACACCUGCUGUAUUGUGAUUAAUAAAUAAAAUAUACUACUUAUGA
Molecule: messenger RNA, 1346 nt
Organism: Haliotis rufescens (red abalone)
Lineage: Eukaryota; Metazoa; Mollusca; Gastropoda; Lepetellida; Haliotidae
Exons: 15
Coding region: 99-1292 (397 amino acids)
Source: RefSeq, a predicted model, not a curated record